CUUUAAAUCUCUCCGCUCCUCCCUCCUCAGUGACAAGCCCGCAGAGCCUCUUUAACGCAUCCAGUGGAAAUGACAAAUCAGAGGCGCUGCAUGGGCCAGCAUGUCAAAUAAUAACAAUAACCAUGAGCUUUAGCAACAGCACCUCAUCCGGCACAGUCAUCCUCAGACACUAACGAGGCUUCUUUGGGCCGUUUUGUUUGUCUGCGGACGCCUCAAAGUUGGAGCGGACUCGACAAAUGGACGUCGAUGGACUGGAAUGAAAGCUCCACUUCUUCUAUCGGACUGAAGGAAGGAGGGAAAGAAACCUCUGCAUGUUCAAGUUUCCUGCUCCAACCAGAGGGGCAUCGGUGCACGCGUGUUGGAUGUGUGUGGAAGUGUGUGUUGGGUGCGUGUGUGUGCGCGCCCGCAGGAACAGCAGCAGGAGCAGCGGCGGCGGUGGCGGUGGUGGUGGUGGCGGCCGCGGGAAGGGAAGUUUAGCGCCGUGAUUUUCUUCUUUUCCUCUAUUCUGUUCAGUGUUUUUUUUUCAUGUCGCAGCAGGGGACAGGCGGAUUAACGUUUCCCUGAUGAAAAUUAAUCAUCUGUGGAGAGGCUCUGUGAUCGUGACUAUGAUGAUGAUGUCGAGUAAGAGCGUGGAGUGGCUGCAGGAUGAGCUGGAGUCCGGGGCCAGCUCUCUGCUGCUGCUGGACUGCAGACCCCAUGAGCUGUACGAGUCCUCGCACAUCGAGUCGGCCAUCAACCUGGCCAUCCCGGGCCUCAUGCUCCGGAGGCUGAAGAAGGGCAACCUCCCCAUCCGCUCCAUCAUUCCCAACAACGAGGACAAGGAGAAAUUUGUCAAGCGGUGUAAGACGGACGUGGUGGUUCUGUACGACGAGGCGACCUCGGAGCGGCAGGAGUCCGGACUGGGGAGCUCCGUGUUGGGGCUGCUCCUGCAGAAGCUGCGGGACGACGGGUGCAAGGCUUUCUAUCUUGAGGGGGGCUUCAACAAGUUCCAGUCAGAGUACCCAGAGCACUGUGAGACCAAUUUGGACUGCUCCUGUCCCAGCAGCUCGCCACCAGCCUCUGUCCUUGGUCUCGGAGGACUCCGCAUCAGCUCAGACUGCUCUGACGGGGAAUCUGACCGCGAGCCGGGCAGCGCCACAGAGUCGGAGGGCAGCCCCCUCCCCAACAACCAGCCAGCGUUCCCUGUCCAGAUCCUGCCAUACCUUUACCUGGGCUGUGCCAAAGACUCCACCAACCUGGAUGUGCUCAGCAAGUAUAAUAUCAAGUACAUCCUCAACGUGACGCCCAACCUGCCCAACAUGUUCGAACACGAAGGCGACUUCAAGUACAAACAGAUCCCAAUCUCCGAUCACUGGAGCCAGAACCUCUCGCAGUUUUUCCCCGAGGCGAUUUCAUUCAUUGACGAAGCACGCUCAAAAAAGUGCGGCAUCCUGGUCCACUGCCUGGCCGGGAUCAGCCGCUCGGUGACCGUCACGGUGGCCUACCUGAUGCAGAAGCUCAACCUGUCGCUCAACGACGCCUACGACUUUGUGAAGCGGAAAAAGUCAAACAUUUCCCCCAACUUCAACUUCAUGGGCCAGCUCCUGGAUUUUGAGCGGACGCUGGGCCUCAACAGCCCCUGCGACAACCACUCGACCUCCCCGACGCACGACCAGCUCUUCUUCACCACCCCGACCAAUCACAAUGUGUUUCAACUGGACACGCUGGAGUCCACAUGAAAAUCAGAGGGGGGACUGUCCCCUUUUUUUGUGGCGCGGGGUAAAGAUGAUGUUGUUACAAUGGUAACAAGCGGCUGCACUGGAGGAGAGCAGCCAGUUUUAAUGAAUGUUUUAGCCUCCUGAGGCGCGUUGUCUGAGAGCCUGGCCACGGAGCAGCGUUGAAGGGACAGGGGAGGUCACAGAUGCCACGUUAUAGGGGAGGGGGAGUUUUUUUAACCCACAGCGGGGAACUGACAGAUGGGUUUACGACGGUGUCCUCCUCAGAGUUGACUGAAUUUAGGGGAAGAGCUCCGAUCAACCUCUCUUGCAACCAAGAGGAGAAGAGGAAACUUAACUGACUGAGAAACUGAGCGAAGGUCGCAGCAGGACAGACAGCUUCAUACAAAGAUAGGAACACGGAAAAAAUCUACAGCGCUCGAUUUGUGAGACGACAGCAUCCUCUCUGUCUUUCUGUCUCGGCUGUCGAGCUGAGCUGACUGGUGCCAAGUGGAGAAUCUGGGUUUUACUCGUAGGAAAUCUCGCUCUACUGAAUGUAGAGUUUUUAAAAACCAAGGAAUUAACAUACACACAUGCGCACACACACAUAAACAAAGUAUGUAUGUUUGUACUGUAUGUACUGUAUGUAUGUUAACAUACAUAGCAGAAAAUGUAUGGCAAAUUCAGUAUGUCUAUAUGCAUUUUUGUAUAUUUUUGUGUACAUUUACGCACAAAUCUAUACCUUAUAUAAAUAUAUAUACGCAUAGAAAUCUUAUCUUUGUCCAAAAACAAAGUAAUCCAAUCCAAUACUGGCUUAAGAGAUUGUAAAACUAAAGAAGGGGAAUGGGUGUGGCGACACCAACAAAGGAAAGUUGUUGAUGAUAUUCCUAGUUGUCUUCUUUUUCUUUUUUUUUUUUGUUGUCGUUUUUUUUUAGUUUUGUUUUUCUUUUAGGUUUGUAAUGACCUAAUGCAGUUUGCACAGUGGUGUAGCCAUUGACUUGCUGGCACUUGGAGCCAGUGCUGGAAGCAGGCAGAUAAAGAGACAUUCAGAGAAGAGGAGGAGAAAGAGGAGAGGCCAGUCCCAGGCUGCGACAAGUCCCAACAGCUGCACCGCGCAGUGGGGAGGGAGCAGGAACUGGGCCCUGUGCAAAGGACGAGGUUCAGGGUUCAGGGUUGGGUUAGAGUCUAAGACAGACAGUGGUAAGACCAGGCACAGGGCUAGGAGUUGUCAGUUGAAAUGUGGUUGUUGAUGGGUGAAGAUACUACAGUAGAUUUGACGUUGGUCAGCUGUUUUCAGACGUAAGUUCCCAGUUCCUGCUUCCUUCCCCUUAUGACUGUUCAUCCAGUUGCCUAAGAUUUUAUGACUAUUUUAGUCAUCCGUUUCAUUUCAGUUAAACUCUUUGCUUCCUGGAUUAUUUCGUCACAACGUUUUGUCUUACUAGUCUGCUUUGCCAAACUGGUUUCUAACAGCUCUGACUUUUGUACUUUGAGGCAGAGACUUGAAUGAGAGGUCAGUGUUGGCGUUGGAGAUACAAAGGUAGUGCUAACAUUUCUGAGCAACUUUUUUGGGCACCAUAUCUUAGCAACCUCGAGCAAAGAAGUGCCUCAGCACUCUUUUAUUAACUACAUUGCAAACUUCUUUUUUUGCCCGAAAGGAACUUGUUGGAUUUGUUGGCCUAUCAUAUGUUCCUUUUAGGACCCAGAUAGAUGCCAAAAAGGGGAUUCUAGGACAAGGGACUGUGAUUGUAACUUGGUCUCUGUGUUGGGAUUCUGGUGUUGUGGACUGGGACUGGCCUCAACUACAGACUGCACUUAGCUACUUAAUAGCAUCAUGUCCCUUAACUGCAUUGGAGAAAAUGGAAAGGAAGGUCGUUCUGCGAAGGGAUCACCCAUUUCAUCAAAGAAAAUUUUGUUUGAUUCACCCUUAAGCCUUGGGUAUAUUAUAUGAAAGAUAUAUUAAACACAAAUUGGUAUAUACAUAUGUAUAUACAUAUAUAUAUAUAUAUAUAUAUAUAUAUAUAUAUAUACAUAUGUAUAUAUGUAUGUAUAUAUAUUAUAGAGCUAAUAGUAAACAGAUCCAUAUUAUUUUGUAUACCUGAGCAUGCUGUGGUACUGUAUGCUCUCUAACAGUAGAAGUAACCACGGGUUGGAUGUUGCUUUACCAGGUUGGAAGAGGAAUGAUGAGGAUUGUUUUUUUAACUGCUGUUGCUGCUGAACACGGCGGCACUCAGCAUGUGGUCAGGGAGUUUUCUGAGACCCUGUCCACAUUAGUAGCACUUAAACAAUGAGUUAAAUAUGAAUUUGAAAAGUCUGGGAGAAAAACAAAUGACAGAAUCCUGCAGCGAUUGGAAGAAGAAGAAAAAAAUCCAGAAACAUUCAAUUUAAAAUUCAAAACAUUGAAACCCCGCCCCCUCUGCUGCAAUAAUUGUAGUUUUAACGUAGGCUUCCUGUUAGGGGUGAGACGACACUGCAGCACGUGGACGCCAGCAAUAUCUGUAGGUACACUGGGGCUCAUGCAAGAGUGCAAGUUUGUCUGUACAAGUGCUUAGAGUUGGAUUUAGAAAAGCUCUCCUAAAUGCACAAACAGUUUGUCAACCUGGUGAAUGUCACAUGUUCACGAGUAGGUACACUUUCAGAGGUUGUGAUCAUUAGCAUAAUUAACACAAAAAUUACCAUAUAAGGAUACUUAUCCCGCUCCAUUUGCAGGCAAGCUUCAUUCACAAAAAUGUCACUAUGAUAAAAAAAAAGCAGAAGUUCACACUGAGGACCUUUCUGUCAGAAAUCAGCAGACCAAAACAUAGUAGCGCAAAGGGGACCCAAAAAAUAGAGAGAAGUAGGCUAUUACUACGAUUGUCUUCACUGUCAUUGCAGAUAUGAUAUGAAGUUACAUGCCAAAAAACAUCUUGCCAAAACAAAGUGGUUCCUGACUUUUAAAAGUGAGGCAGUGGAUAUAGAGAAUAUCAUUGGAGAGAAUAAUGUUAGGCUACAGGUAAUAUUCACUGACCGGUGAAACUGGAUGUUUGGCUUGAAAGUGAGCAGCAUAAAGACGCUGAGGCAGCUGUUAGAGUGCGAAUUCGUCAACCCAAAAAUGCUCAUGCCCGUAAAAGGUAAAAAAAAAACGAAAAAAAAAACUUGUAAAGUCGUGAACAUAUUCAAACCUUAAACUCAAAGAAUUGUAAGUCAAAGAAGCGUUCUGUUUGAGAAGAGCGGCAGAUGUUUCAAUCAACUACAAGUGCUUCUAAAUCCAACUUCUCUUAAAUUACUAAAGCGUGACAAUAACGGAUCUGUUUGUAAGCGUGGUUUUUGCAUGAGGCCCGUUGUUUUAUUGCCAACUACAGAAAUUUUGUUUCAAAGCAGAAAUGUGGACGGGGUCAAAACAGAAACAAAGAACAGGUUUUCAGAGGGGACAGCAGUUGAAUCUGAACAGGGUUGGUUUUAGCUGGCCUUACAUAAUCUUUCUAACUUGUUUCUAAUGCUGACUGUUCAAUACUCUUUGUAUCUCACUUUAGAAAAAACAUUGUGUAAAAAAAAAAAAAAAAUGAAACGUUUGUUAUCUGUUAUUUGAAUCAGAACAUGGUAAUAAUAGAUGGCAAGCUGUCUUUUAACCGUGACGGGUCACACGAGGUCCUCUUUGUUACUCUGCAAUAUAUCAAAACACCUUUUUUUGCAGUAUUUUGUAGAUCCAAGACCUCAAAAUUUUUAAAUUCUUCUUCUUUUGUACUAUAUCUAUUCUAUAUGAUUAUACAAGAUCCAGCUCAAUUAUGGCUUGUGGACUGAAGUAACAUUUUACCUGGGGUGUCCAAAAUGUAGGGCCAGUGUGCCCAUUACCAACAUAAAAGAGGCCCUCAUUGACACACAUACACACACACACACACACACACACACGCACACGCACGCACACACGCACGCACACACACACUGCUUGACACAGCCAGAGCUGUGGUUCAGCAUGCCAGUUAAGUUUCACAAUAGACAGUUACACCACCCAGCUUAAAUAAUUACAAGGUCUUUUUCUGUCUUGUUUUGAUAUAAUGUGCUCUAUGCUAUUCCUGUGGCCUUUCAAUAUGAAUAUAUAUCUAAGUAUAUAUAUGUUAUGAAUUUAUAUGCAAAAGUUCCUCUCCUAUUAUAGCAUCAGAGAUGAAAAUAAUACUACCAUGCUUGAAUGGACUUCCCUUGAGAGUCGUAUCCCACCUACAAUAAGAAAAACGUUGAGGACUUGAUCACUUGCACCCUAGGAUUGAAAUAUAUUUCAGUACGGAGCUUUUCUAUUUAAAAAGAAUAUGGUUGAGUUCAAGCUGCUUUCUUGUGUUUUUGUGUCUUUGUAACAAUGAAAGAGAAAUCAAGUCUUUUUCUCUGUUUGUAAAUUUGCCAGAUCACGGGAACGGCAGUUUCUGUGUCCUUAAACUUGUAGCUACAUCUUGGUAAGAAUGUGCUCGGGAGGGUAAGACAUGACUGAGCAAGAGGAGAGGAGAGGAGAGGAGAGAUGGUGGCGGCGUAAAAUACAAAGUGAAAGAAAAAGUGAAUGAUUUCAAAAUGUUACCUCAAUGAGGAAUUUUUCAGGGAUUUUUUUGACAAUGCAUCUUGCAUCGUGUUACAGCUUCAAACACACGUUGAAUAGCUGUUUUGUAUUGUGCUGUAAACAGUUUUUAAAAAAGAUGCAAUCUGUCUGUGUAUUAAAACAAGGGGCAUGUUAACCGAGGCAGUUUCACCUUUCUGUCCUCUGAAGGAUAUACGAUUGACCCUAUGUAUUGUACAGUAUAUGGAAACAACACAAGACAUGUUUAUACCGCAAAUAAAUAUUGAAAUAUUUUUUUCUUUAA
Messenger RNA from Seriola aureovittata, 6514 nucleotides. RefSeq names its product dual specificity phosphatase 7 (gene dusp7). Gene Ontology annotation, biological process: negative regulation of MAPK cascade; protein dephosphorylation. Gene Ontology annotation, molecular function: MAP kinase tyrosine/serine/threonine phosphatase activity; protein tyrosine/threonine phosphatase activity. Lineage: Eukaryota; Metazoa; Chordata; Actinopteri; Carangiformes; Carangidae. The transcript is spliced from 3 exons. Bases 564 to 1718 code for a protein of 384 amino acids. The record is from RefSeq and is a predicted model, not a curated record. Gene Ontology annotation, cellular component: cytoplasm; cytosol.